This is a messenger RNA of Effrenium voratum, 861 nucleotides long. Lineage: Eukaryota; Dinophyceae; Suessiales; Symbiodiniaceae. The record is from the annotation of a GenBank genome assembly.
AUGGGCCGACAUGGAGGGAUCAACAUCCUGCACCAGAAGUCAUGGCACGUUUGGCGCAUGGACAACCGCCUCCGGGUGGAGAGGGACGAGCUCCAACAUGCCGCCAAAGUGCAGGAGCAGCAGGCUGCAGAGAGGAGGGAGGCGUUUGACAGCAAGCUCUCAAAGCUACGCAGUGCUGCGGGUGUGCCAGAGCCACGUGCCGUGGUCAAGGCUCCCGUCCAGGAAAGCCGAACACAAGGUGACGACUACGGCAAGUAUGGAGUCACCACCUCCAAUCUCAAGCAGGCUGAAAGCCAUUUGAAGACUUCUCUUCAAAGCCGCUCACGGGAGGGCAGCUACUGGGGCAAGGAAGGCCUCGGCAGCGGGCCGCACAUCAACCUGUUCGAAGGGGCGGAGCUGGAAGUUCAGCGCCAGGCCACUGCGCAUGGCAAGCUGCUGCGUUACCAAGAGACCAACAACGGCCUCGCGGAGAAAUCCCAGAAGCGGCCGCUGUCGGAGUUCGAUGAGAUGGCGCAGGAGCAGCCCUGGUACAUGAAGGCGGAGCGUCCGCUGGCCGUGGCUGAGGCGGUUGAGGAGGAGACAGCUGGGCCGACCAAGAAGUGGCGGAGGAGAAAUGGGCAACUGAUGCUGAAAGUGGUUCCGGACGGCAAGCCGCAGGUCUGCGAUCUCGUGUCUUCAGCCCUAGAAGAUGCCGAGGGGAGGUCUCCAAAGGAAAAGAAGGCCAAGGAGGAGAAGCGGAGAAGCAAGAAGGAGAAGAAGGCGCAGAAAGAGCGCCGAGCCGCCGAGGAGCUGCAAGAACUGCGGCGCCAGCGCCAGCUUCGCGAGGAGACAGAGAGCCGAAGAGCGGCCGCGCUGCGGUGA